AUGGCUCCAAAAGCUGAGAAGAAGCCCGCUGAGAAGAAGCCGGCAGAGGAGAAGAAGACGGUAGCAGAGAAGGCACCGGCAGAGAAGAAGCCAAAGGCAGGGAAGAAGCUCCCCAAGGAAGGGGCGCUGCUGCCGGAGACAAGAGGAAGAAGCGGCAAGGCUAUGGGAAUCAUGAAUUCCUUCAUUAAUGAUAUUUUCGAGAAGCUUGCCCAGGAAUCCUCCAGGCUUGCCAGGUACAACAAGAAGCCCACUAUUACAUCGAGGGAGAUCCAGACUGCUGUGAGGUUGGUGUUGCCUGGAGAGUUGGCUAAGCAUGCUGUUUCUGAGGGUACCAAGGCUGUGACUAAGUUUACUAGCUCUUGA
Messenger RNA from Dovyalis caffra, 363 nucleotides. NCBI's taxonomy places the organism in Eukaryota, Viridiplantae, Streptophyta, Magnoliopsida, Malpighiales, Salicaceae. The record is from the annotation of a GenBank genome assembly.